This is a messenger RNA of Arachis duranensis, 2284 nucleotides long. RefSeq lists its product as uncharacterized. The transcript is spliced from 2 exons. NCBI's taxonomy places the organism in Eukaryota, Viridiplantae, Streptophyta, Magnoliopsida, Fabales, Fabaceae. Gene Ontology annotation, molecular function: protein binding. Bases 213 to 2156 code for a protein of 647 amino acids. The record is from RefSeq and is a predicted model, not a curated record.
AUUCUGUUUGGUAUUUUUCUCAUUUCUUUUCAGAUCUCUGUUUUCGUCGAAACCCUAAUUCUACCAAAUUCAGUUUCAGCCUCGGAAAACCUAUCUCUCUCUUUCUCUCUCUCUCUCUCUCUCUCAACGAUUUUGCAAUUCAAUAUCGAUCUCUCAAUCUUCCUCAACGCUUCGUUCUCUGAAUCAUCCAGGGUUGUUGCUUUCUGAGGAAAAUGUCUCCUGCAUCCCGAUCUAAGUCUAAAGACAAAAAGGCAACCAAGGAAUCUCAGAAGCCUUCUGCAAAGCCGUCGGGGUCUGGUAAUGGAGUAGCUGGUAUUCCAGCAAGUGCAUACAAUCCCUUACUAGGAACGUUCCAUACUCUUGAAACGUCACCAACAGCUACCUCACCAAUACAUUCUAAUGGUCGAUUCCGGAACAUAGAUGAGACAGAUGAACAUCCUGGUGGCUCAAUGGUUCCGGGAGUUGAGUAUGAUUCUGUUUCAAAUAAUGGUAGUUGGUCCGGUGAGUCUGAAGACCAUAAAGAAAAAGGUUCUAAUCCUCCUGUUCGACCAGAAACGGUACCGGGAGCUGAUAAUGAUAAGCGAGAGAAAAUCCGCCAGAAGAAUGAGAGAAAACAUCAACGCCAAAAGGAAAGGCGAGCGCAAGAGUUGCAUGAGCGAUGUAGUGGUUAUCUUAUGUCCAGGAAGCUAGAAUCGCUUGCUCAACAGCUUGUGGCAAUGGGAUUUUCUCACGAGCGAGCAACAAUGGCGUUGAUACUGAAUGAGGGAAGGGUGGAGGAAUCAGUAGCAUGGCUGUUUGAAGGUGGUGAAGAAACAGAAAGUCAGAAGGAUAAAAAUGUAGGUACAGGCAAUUUGAAAAUUGACAUAUCAGAAGAGCUUGCGCGGCUUGCCGACCUGGAAACAAGAUAUGAUUGUUCAAAACAGGAGGUUGAAAGAGUGGUUGUUAACUGUGAGGGUGAUCUUGAUAAGGCUGCAGAGUCCUUAAGAGAGCUGAAGCAAAAUCAUUCAUCUGCUCCACCAAAGCUAGAAGAACCUGGUGAUCCCCCUAUUACUAGCAAUGGUAAGCAGUUGGGAGUUGUGCUACAAACAAAACCUGUUCCCUUGCCAAAUCAACCUAAAAAAAAUGAAAAGGAUUUUAACUAUACAAAGGCAGCAGCUACAAUAGGAGUACAAUCAGAAUCCGGUAAUAAAAAUAUUCAGCCUUUAAAGAGAAUACAAGCCAAGUCUGAAUGGGCAAAGUCCCAACAAGCUACCAUACUAGCUGACAAAAGGUGGCCAGGUGCAGGAUCUAACCCAUCUGUUUCUUAUUCGCUGGCACCGCCUUUGCAAGCUUCUCCCAUACCUUCCAUGACUGAAGCUCGUUAUAUGGCUGUUGGAGGUGAUAUUAAGAACCUUCAAACCGGUUCGGCUAGGGAACCUGUUAUUGUGAUGCAGCGAUCCCAAACUGUAAAUGCAAAGCAGGUCCCAGCCACCAGCAUGAGUUCCUCUCCCCCUGGUAUGGCUGCCAGUUGGUAUCCAACCAACGGUGUAGAAGCUUUGAGGUCUAAUGGCUUUAUAUCUCACCCUCCUACCAGUAGAAGCCUUAGUCCAAACUUCCUCAAUUCUAAUCAAAUGUACCACCAACUUCAGUAUCAACCUCCACAACAGUUUGUUGCAGGCAGUAGCAAUUCAAUAGAUCCCCAGGCAAUAAAUCGAGGGAAUAACAUGUGGAGUAGAACUGCUCCAUCAUCAUCACUCCCUGUUGCUUCUUCACUGGGUCUCUUUUCUGGACUAGGAUCGGCAGCCACAUCAGGGGCAUCUUCUCCGGUAGACUGGAGCACUGGCGGGUCAAUGCAGUUCGAUUAUACAAGCAUAGACUGGUCGUUGGAUAAAGGCUUAACUUCACCAAGGUCGCAAUCUUUAUGGCUAGGGCUUUCACCUUUUUCAAAGAGUAGUGCUAGUCAUAGGUAUGACUCAAAUGCUUCAGGAGUUGUUGCUCAGCAGGGAAUGAGAUCGAUGCCUUCUAAUGGGAGCAUUGUUCCCAUUCCUGGUUUUCAAGAAGGUGGAGUAGCUUCGGGUGAAUCAUCUGCUGCUGGUUCUCGGGAGUGGAGUUCUCCUUUUGAAGGGAAAGAUCUUUUUAGUUUACCCAGACAGUUUGUUUCUUCCCCUACUCUGUAGAGUGAGAGAAGAGAGAAACUGAAUGAGAAUAAUAAUGAAAGAAAGACCCAGAAAAUGUGUGUGGAUUUGAUGUUGGUUUUAAUGAUUAUACAGUUAAUGGUUGCAGUGGGAAGAACAUUCCAAGAGCA